Gongylonema pulchrum is the source of this 662-nucleotide messenger RNA. The record is from the annotation of a GenBank genome assembly. Lineage: Eukaryota; Metazoa; Nematoda; Chromadorea; Rhabditida; Gongylonematidae.
AUGAUUGAUCGAGCUCCCAGCAUUCCAACAAAGUGUGGGAAGAGGACGCCGAUUGCUGCUGAAGGCUCAUUCGAUGAGCCGCUUUCAGAAAUUGUCUACUGCACUGGCUGUCCUGAUGAGGAUUUGCGGCUCAGAAGGCUUCACUAUGCGGCAUUCGAAAUAUACACUGUCGAAAAAAAAUUCGUUGCACAACUGGAACUGAUUGCUGUGAAGUAUCCUGAGUUCAUUGCUCAAUAUGGAGAAGCGUGUGGAUGUGAUUUAUUAAAACCGUCAGUAAGCGGAGAUACUCAUUUGAUCAGACGAAUAUCGGUGCAGUUGUUGAUGGUAAAAGAAGCGCACAAGGUUCUGCUAGAAAAAAUCUCAGCAAGAAUCGCCAAUUGGGAUUCGCGUAAUCCAAACAUGGCAGAAUGCUUAAAAAAUGGAGCUGGCUUUCUGAAGUAUUGUCUGCCUUAUCUGAAAGAGAAAACGAAACAUGUUGACGAUUUGUUGAGACUUCUUCAAGACAAUGAAGAACUGAAGCGUGCAACAGCAAAGGUAAAAUUAGUGUGUGUGUGUGUGUGUGUGUGUUCGAGUGUAUGUAUGUAUAUGUGUGUGUGUGUGUGUGUGUGUGUGUGUGUGUGUGUGUGCCCGAGUGCAUUUUGUCCCACAUUUUCAACUUAGGG